Thalassophryne amazonica is the source of this 1391-nucleotide messenger RNA. Its product is annotated as phosphatidylinositol 5-phosphate 4-kinase type-2 gamma-like. The transcript has 9 exons. Gene Ontology annotation, molecular function: phosphatidylinositol kinase activity. Lineage: Eukaryota; Metazoa; Chordata; Actinopteri; Batrachoidiformes; Batrachoididae. Gene Ontology annotation, biological process: phosphatidylinositol metabolic process. The coding region runs from base 129 to 1313 and encodes 394 amino acids. The record is from RefSeq and is a predicted model, not a curated record.
GCUUGUGUAGGACUCUGCAUGGGAUUGUUUUCACUCAGCCUGAGAAGGCAGACCUCAGCUUACUCGCCACACAUGACAACAAACAGGCAAAUGAGACGGACAAACUCCUCUGUGUCUGUUUAAGUGACAUGUCGUAUCCCAGCACCGCCUCAGUCCCUCUGAAUAUUCUGGCUCCCAAAAGGAAGACCAAGAAGAAACAUUUUGUGCAGCAGAAAGUGGAGGUUUUCCGAGCAAGCAAACCUGUGCUGAGUGUGCUGAUGUGGGGAGUCAAUCAUUCAAUGAAUGACCUGAGCCAGGUGCCUGUUCCUGUAAUACUGCUUCCAGAUGACUUCAAAGCCAGCACCAAGAUCAAAGUUACCAACCACCUCUUCAACAAAGAGAAUCUUCCAGCACAGUUUAAAUUCAAAGAGUACUGCCCGCAGGUGUUCAGAAACCUCAGAGAGCGCUUUGGAAUUAAGGACCAAGACUACCAGGUAUCUGUGACCCGCAGUCCUCCAGUCAAAAAUGAAGAGAGGCAGACAGCCGGACUGCUGCUGACCACAUUUGACCGAAGUUUGGUUGUAAAAGAAAUCUCCAGUGAGGAAGUUGAGGAAAUCCAUAGCAUCCUCUCUGAGUAUCACCAGCACAUUGCCACCUGCCACGGCAGCACGUUGCUUCCUCAGUUCCUGGCCAUGUACAGAGUCACAGUGGAGAGCGAGGACACUCAUUUACUGGUUAUGAGGAAUGUGUUCAGCCACAGACUGCACAUUCACACAAAGUAUGUCCUCAAGGUGAAAGACCUGCCAACUUAUAAGGACAAUGACUUCAAAAAUAGCAUGCAAAAAGUUUAUGUGAGUGAUGCGGAGAAGAAAAAGUUUAUGGACAAGCUCAUCAGAGAUACUGAGUUUCUGGUACGAAUGCGGAUCAUGGACUACAGUCUCCUGCUGGGUAUUCAUGAUGUGGAACGGGCAGAAAAGGAGGAGGAGGAGGAAAUGGAGUCAUCCUGUGAGGAGGAUGAGAACAGUCUGGCUCUUAAUCCGGGUUCCCUCUCACCUGAAGGGAUCGCUGGAUACAUUAACUCAUUUAAGCCCAUGGGCCCUGGAGAGUUUGAUCCUUACGUCGAUGUAUAUGCCAUUCAGAGCACCGUAGGUGCACCCCAGAGGGAGGUGUAUUUUAUGGGUCUGACUGAUGUGCUGAUGCAUUAUGACACCAAGAAGAAAGCUGCUCACGCUGCAAAGCCUGUCAAACAUGGGGCAGGGGUGGAAAUCUCAACAACUCACCCUGAGCAAUACACAAAACGGUUCAGAGACUUUAUCCCUAAGAUCUUUGCUUAGUUCAGUGGUUCAGGAUGCAGAAGGCUUUUUGCUGUCAACAGAGAAACACAAUUUUAUUCCUUUUUUUGUAGUGAUUUA